Symbiodinium sp. CCMP2456 is the source of this 701-nucleotide messenger RNA. Lineage: Eukaryota; Dinophyceae; Suessiales; Symbiodiniaceae. The record is from the annotation of a GenBank genome assembly.
AUGCACAAGUUGUGUUUGUACGAUGAGGAAUUGUCAGCCACUGAGGCUUUAGCAGAAGCCAUCACAACGUUCAACCACCGGGAGAUUCUUCGGGGCUAUUCGCCAGCUCAACACAUUUUGGGUCAGGCCUCAGACGAGACAGGUCGUUUUAUCACCGCCACCCAGACGGUGCCCCCGGGACUUCUGUGCGAGAACGCCACCGACGAGUUUGAGCGAGCAGUGAAACUGAGGACUGAGGCAGAGAAGGCCCUCUGCGAGUGGAAUUCCAGUCAGAGGCUUUUGAGGGCCAUGCACUCCCGACACAGGCCAUGUUACGACUACGAGCCGGGAGAAUUGGUCUUCUACUGGCGUUCCCAGGAUGCCACCAAGGGAAGAAGACAACCGGGAGGCAAGCACGGACGAUUCUUGGGCCCCGCACGUAUCCUGGCAGUGGAGUCGCGCAAGGAGUCUGACGGCUCCUUACGGCCAGGCGGCGCCGUCUGGCUAGUCAAGGGCAGGAGUCUUUUAAAGUGUAGUCCGGAGCAACUUCGACGAGCGUCCACGAGGGAAGAAGUCGUCGAGGCCCUCUCCGAGCCGCACCAGCAGCAGACUCCUUGGACUUUUCAGACGGUGGCGCAGCAAAUCGGCGGGAACCGCUUUGAGGAUAUCACGGAACAGCCAGAUGCCACCGAGUGGAAUAGAGCGCAACACCCAGAGGAAGA